Messenger RNA from Bombus pascuorum, 3814 nucleotides. Its product is annotated as putative gustatory receptor 28b. The transcript is spliced from 13 exons. The coding region runs from base 2368 to 3639 and encodes 423 amino acids. Lineage: Eukaryota; Metazoa; Arthropoda; Insecta; Hymenoptera; Apidae. The record is from RefSeq and is a predicted model, not a curated record. Gene Ontology annotation, cellular component: neuronal cell body; membrane; dendrite. Gene Ontology annotation, biological process: sensory perception of taste.
GAGUCGCUAUCACAUUUAGUUGCACAGAGAGUACGAGUCACGUUAAUGCAGCGGGUUAAUAUCGUUGAAGAAAAGUUAAAAAAUUAUUCACGUUUUCUACUUGAAGUUUAAAAAAUAGAUCACAACAAGAAUGAAAAAUUACGAGACAACAACAAGGAUAAUAACCAUAUUGAAUUACAUGGUGGCACUUCGAAACUUCAUAGAUCCAAGAAAACACCGACUCAAAUUUAUAUGUAGCUGGAUUUGGAACACGUUCCUAAUUUUUGUGCUUUCUGUUUUCGCAAUUCAUGCAGAAAUACAAAAUACAGAAUAUCACAUGGCGCAUAACAUAGAAAGCGUCACAUACAUGUUCCAAUAUACCACGCAUGUACUUGGAUACACAAGCAUAAUGGUCAUUGGUCUAUACCAAUCCAAGAACGUAUUAGCGAUGAUGAAUCAGAUCGACAAAGUGGAUGUACGUUUGAAGAAAUUGGGAGUUGAAAUCGAGUAUCGCAGUUUGCUUCGCCAUAUAACGAUCGUCGGAUCAUUCUGGUUACUAAAUGCGGUCGUAACAUCUGCAAUUUUCAUAAAGAUAUUAAUACAAAACCUUCUACCACCUCUGAUAGCAUAUCUUAUCUUUAUUGAAUGUUACAUAUCGAGCGCUCAAUCAAUUGUAUUAUACGACUACAACACAGCGAUUUAUUGGCUAGGAUCGCGAUUUAAGAUGAUAAACGAUCUUCUUGAAACGUUCCUUUUGGAGAAACGCAAAGUAAAAACACAGGAAUCCAAUACGGAGACCAUCUUCGAACCAAGUCAUAAUUUUCGAAAUAGAUUUGAAUCGAACGAUUGGCUGUCCGAACGAUCUUUAAAUGAUUCAGGGGUAUUUACGUCAGGCAGCGUUUCGAAUGUGAAACAAAAAAUCGUCCAAGAAAAAGUUCAUAUACUUCGACAAAUUAGGUUCGUGCAUCUACAAGUGUGCAAGGUAUCGAGGAUGGUGAACGAUAUAUUCAACGCUCAAAUAUUAAUAUACACGAUCACGACACUGCUAUAUUGUACUAUAUGUGUCUACGCCUUGUACAUGGAUCUUCAGAGAGGAUUUAAUAUUGUAGUAGAUCGAUUGGAUUUUGUAUCGUUAUAUAUGUUGGAUAGCGUGGUUAGUACCUUGAAGAUCGCUUUAAUGAGCUACGACUGCGAAUAUACAAUGAGACAGGCUAGCAAAACGAUAGGAAACAUCCACGCAUAUCCUGUGCACGAAGGAAACGCAGAAUUAACAGAUGAGAUCCUCAAUUUUUCUUGGCAAAUAUCGUACACGCAACUUGAAAAGACGAAAUCGGUUCAUUAUAUAUUGAACUAUGGAUUCGUUCGUUACUGUCUCAACUUCGUAAUAUCUUAUUUGGUGAUUAUGGUACAAUGGAGCCAAAACUUGAUAAAGAACGGUCCAAUAUUAAUCACAAACGAGACCACCACCUUAUACGAGAAUACAAGUGUAGUAGUAUAACUAUGCAUAGUUUUCGAUAGAAUCGUAUUGUAGAAUUAUGAAACACGUAGGUAAAGUCUGCAAGUGUUAAAUAGUAAUACAAUGCGUCUCUUAAUUAACAUUCCUCUCGCAAAACUGUCGUACCUUUUGCAAUCCUUACACAUAAAUAUGUAGAGGUACAAGGUACAACACAUACAACGUGACAAAAUCUAAUUAAAAAAAUCAUCAUUGUUUAUCGCGUUAAUGUAACUAUAAGAUAUACAUCUAGUAAUGUAUAAGAAAUGAUAGUAUUUGAGGACUUUACGAGACGCAGUGUGUGUGUACUCGAGCUUGAUUCAGUGUGAAAUACCACAACUUGUAUGUAUCGUAACAAAUAUAUUUAAAGGAAAAAAACCACUUACGAUGAAAUAAUAUUUUUAUUCCCACAUGAAUUACAAAAGUAUUCUUAUCUCUUCGUUAUUUUAGCAAAUUAUUGACAUCGUCAGUGCCACUUGUACACCUUCGAUUCCAGGUGCUCCACAUUAUUCUAAAAAAUCGGUAUAACUUUUUGUAUUGGCUAAUCAAACAUGAUUCAUAUUCUUAGAAAAACCUAAGGAAAAAUACAUUGCAUAAGAUCGUAUCCUUUACCUUCCCAACGGUAAUAUUCUUACUUUUGCGAUAUUAAUCAGACAGUUCUACUAUGCGCAAUUUCAUCCUAUAGACUAGUCAUUAACUAUUCCUCAUGACAAUUCCAUCCUCGUAACGAUAUCGAUCCAGAUACGAGCAGGCAAUUGUUGUGCUCGUUAUUACUUAGCAGCCUAUUUAACAUUCGUGACACGAUAAUGAUCCGUCAAAACUAUUCAGAAAGGAUGGCAAAGAAGUAGAGUGUUCAAGUUUAUCCACUGUUAAAGUUCUCGCGUCUUUGAUCCGCGAUGUUCAAGCCGAAAACUCUCAGGCAAACCAUAGUGCCAUCAUUGGUAAUGAAUUUUCUUUUCGGGAUGGGUAUCAGUGACGUUCUUAGCAAAAAGCCAUCGAAACUGAUAGAGUACGCGUACACCCUGUGUGUUUUGGUAGUGGUUAAUGUCGGUGGUAUAUUAAUGAUACCUUAUUUCAACAAAUAUUAUAUAAUUAGCAUGCUCAGCUUAAGUCGAAUCGCGUUCAAAUUACUGAUUUAUGCGAAUCUUUGGACAUUAAGCACGUUGAUCGUCGCCAGCAGAUUAAAUGCGCAGAAAUUACGUAGUUUGAUCGCACUUGUAGAAUCGAACGAUCAAGCAAUGGAAAAAAUAGGAUUGCCACGAAUGUAUCGUGCGCUGUUCGUGUAUCAGAUAAAGGAAUUCGUGAUUUACGGAUUUAUCACAGUCGUUUUCGUCGCAGUCACUUCCAAAUGGCAUUUUGCAACAGCCACGCCAACGAUGAUGAAACUGUGCCUUUCCUUCGUAGCCCACGUUCCAUUCAUAGUCAUCUACGUUUCCAGCGUUACCUUCGGCUUUUGGGUCACGUGCUUGAGGUUGAAGCUUCACCAACUGAAUCAAUUGCUUCAUAGCAUGUUGGCCACGAUGACAUCGGAAUCGUCAUUGCAUAAAAAAUUUCUACAGAUGAAGAACGAUUUUGAGAACAAGAAUUUCUGGUCGUUGAGGAAUGAACAAGGGAGCCAUGGAAACACGAACAAGAUAAGAUCGAUAAAGCAAAUGCAUCUAGAGAUAAUCAAGAUCGUGAAAGUCGUGAAUGACACAUUCGGGAUGCAGAUUCUGUUGCUGAUGAUCACAUCGGUUAUCUUCACCAUUACUUUCCUCUACAUAUUGUACAGAAUUAUAUGGCUGGAUCUGACCAUGGAUGAACUUAUAAAAGAACUGGUCUCCGUGAUUUGCUGGUUCUUAGUUUACGCGUCGCAAAUCUUUCAUGUGAAUCACGUUUGUGCUAAAACGAACUUAGAGGUAACAUUUAUGGGCGAUGUUAUUUGCGACCUGUACGAACCAUCCACCAGCAACGAAUUUCGAACAGAGAUUCGAAAUUUCACUCUACAGCUGAUACAAAAUCCGGUGGUAUUCACAGCUCAUGGAUAUUUCAACCUGGACCACACGUUUAUUCAAGCAGUCAUUGGAACGAUUACCACGUAUCUGAUAAUUAUGAUUCAAGUGGGCGAUGUGACGAAGUCACAAACCGUGAAAACUCCGAACAAUGAAUCCGAUGAGAUUUUAUUCUAAGAAAUCUAUUUCGGUGGUGGAAAUUGUACUCGACUUAAAGUUAAAUUCAAUUUCUUUCAGUUCUUUUAUUAAAAUCAUAUAAUAUCAAUUAAUAAAGUUACAAAUUGUUUUCGUCAAUUAUAAAUCGAAGUGUAAGUUGAAUUUUCCCGCAAAAAAUGAUAAAUUCGUCGAAAGG